AUGGAUACAGAUGCGGAGGAUGCGGCUGAAGUGGUAGGAAUCAAAGUUUCCGCGUUUGGUGAUGCAUUUAAGUUCUUGAUAUGUUUACCAAAAGAAACACACAUUUGGUGCGGCUGUUGGGAUAUAAUGGGGCCUCUUCUAGAGGUAUUCUACAAUUACUUCAAAGAUGAGUGUCAAGAUUCUCCUCUUAAGCGCUUGUGGAAGAGAAUUUCUGAGGAAAUGCGGCGCUGUAUCCAGUGCGUUUCUCAGCACCAUCAAGCUCUAGAGAUGUAUGAAAAGGAGUACGAGUUUAGUUCCAUUGGUCCCCUUCUUGCUGUGUUGCACAACCUUGAUGAAGAAAGGGUGGCUCAGCAUCUGCAAGAGAUAAAUGCAAGAUUAGCACAGGAAAAAUAUGAUCCUCUGCAUGAUAAUGCUGAAGUUGUCUGCGUCAUGUAUGAGGUCUUGAUGUUUCCAAUGUUGCUAGAUGAUCAAUCCUUAUUCAUUGAAUUUGAAAAAUUUAUUGAAGCUAUUGAUGGUCUGCAUGAACUAGCUUUGGAUGGGCAUCAAAAGUUUCCGGGUGUUUAUGCAUUGCUCUUUUUCAAUAGACGAGUGCGGAUAGUUGGUUAUCGUUUAGCUAGAUCUAUGGGAAAAUUGAGGAGAGCAACUGACUUGGAACCUUUGCAACCUUUGCUCAAGAAAUUUAUUGGUUUUUUGGAGACAGAAGGUCUUCCUCCUGCUGCUCAGGCUUCACGGCCAAGAGCACAGCUAGAGCGCUUAUCCAUAUGGCUUGGAAUCACAUCACUGCUUGAGUUCUUAGAAGCUCCAGCUUUUGAAGAUGGGAUAUGGGAGCACUAUCCUACAUUUUUUGAUAUUGUGCUAAAUCAUGUGAGUGGUGAUUCACCUGAAUUUUCGCAAGCAGUUAGCUCUCUGAAGGAACUCCUCAAAAUGCUAGGUUGUAAGCUUUGGUUGAGGUCUACGUUGUCUCCUAGUGUGAUGCGCAAUACACUGUUGGGUCAGUGUUUCCAUACUCGAAAUGAGCAAAUCCAUAAAGUCAUUUUUGAUCUUUUCCAGCCUUUUUUACAGUCACUUGAAGCUUUGCAAGACGGGGAGCACGAAAAGCAACGCAGGCACUUUCUGUACUUUCUCCUUCACCAGGUUCCAGUGAGCAGUAACUUCAGUGUAUUGACAAGAAGAAUAGGCUGCAAGAUUGCUCUUCUUAUUAUACUUCGAGGUUAUCAGAUGAAUCCACCAUGCCCCCCAUUUGAGUGUGCACACAUGUGGGGGCCUGCUAUUGUAUCAUGUCUGAAUGAUUCUUCACUUCACAGCUCACUGAGGCAACCUGCCUUUGAUCUCAUACAAACUAUUGUGGUGUCUGAUGCAGCUGCUUUAGUAAGCUCUGUGCUAAACAGCAGUGUACCUAAGAGGGUUGGAACAAAUGUUUAUAUUGAGUUGGAUGACAAUGAAGACAACAAUCUUCCAUUUCCACAGGAUAUUGAUGAAACAGAUGGCAGUUCCUGGAAUGAAUUUGAUGCACAGAAUAAAAUUAUAUCAGGAGAAUAUAGAGGGUGGAUGUGCAUUCCCAUGUUAUGGGUUGAUGUUUUAGUUGAUAUUAGUCCCCUCAUCCUUCCAGCAUCAUUCUCCAAAGCUGUUUUCUGGGCAAGAUCUCGUCUCUGUCUGGUAGAACCUGAGAAUGGUGGUGAGAUGGUUCUUGAUGUUAAAGCUUGGCUUUCAUCGUCAGUCACAGAGAUCUCUACUGCACUUGCGUGGAAGGUGCCAACAGGUUCUGAUGAUGGUGGUAGGGAAGAGUCAAAAAACUCAGUGAAAGUGUCAACAAUGUGUCUUCCUCUUAUAAGAACAUUCAAGAGAUUGACCACAUAUUUUCUCACUUUGAUGGAGCAAGUGGAACUUAGAAAGCAGUGGACUUGGGAACCAAAAAUGGGCGAAAGCUUGAUCCUCUCACUUCUAGAUCCUAAUGAUAAUAUGAGGCAAUUUGGCAAGUGUAUGUUGGAACAUGUUUCUGACACUCGAGGUCUUGCUUGUGGUUUGAAGUUUCUCUCCUCAUGCCAUUCAUCUUUGUCCGCAGUUUUUGUGGGUGUCAGACAUGCUUUGAAACUGGUUCAACUGGAUUCUGUUCUACUGAACUUUCAGAUUCUACAUCAUUUUCUCUUUGUUCUUUGCAAACUACUUAAAGAAGGGGACACUUCUCAGUCAGUUCAACUAGGAAACUUAUCUGAAGGUGGAUUUCUGAGGCAGCCUUUCUUUGAUUCUUUGCCUGUAAAUUCUGGUCGCCAUUCCUCAAGUGUUGACUUAGAAUUACGAGACAAAUUCUGCUACUUCCUGUCUGAAGCUGCAUGGACACCGAUAAGAAAGUGUUUGACAGAAGGGAAGCCAUUUAUUGAUAAUAGUCGUUGUCAGAUGACAUGUGUACGAUUACUUGAAAUCUUCCCUAUUCUGUUUGAAAGACUUUACAAUUCUUAUGGUAAGUCUGGAACUUCUAAGACAAUGGUGGAAGAUGUUCUAGAUUUCAAAUGGCUUCAUGACCUUGUUGACUGGGGGGCAUCACAACUCAAAGUCAUUGUUGUGUACUGGAAACGAACUUUAUCGUCUCUGCUGAAUGUGUUGAAAGGAACAUGCCACGAUGCUUCUGUAUUGGCAGUCAGGGCCAUUGAAAAUCUUAUUUCAUGUGGUCUUUUUUCCCUCUUUACUAUGCCUCUUUGUUUAGAUAGUUUUCACAUGGAUGAAUUGUCGGAACAAGUGUCUCGCCUUUGUAUCGUUAGCAAAUUUGAGGAAGUACCUGUGUGCUUUCAAUCUCCUGAGCAGUAUGUGAAUAUAUUUAAGCCUUUAGUCUUGGAGGAGUUUAAAGCACAAUUGCACAGUUCCUUUUUGGAAAUGUCUUCAUGGGAGGAGGUAUAUUGUGGCAGUCUAUCUGUUUUGUCAGUUGAGAGGGUUGAUGAUUUUCAUCUUGUUCGAUUUGUUCAUGAUGACAGUGAUUCUACAUCCUCUAGAAGCUUUGCAGAAAAUGAUCUUGUUUUGCUCACAAAAGAGCACUUGCAAAAUACUAAUCACAAUAUUUAUAUGAUCGGAAAGGUGGAGAGGCGGGAGAGGGAUGAUAAGAGAAGGGCAAGUAUUUUACUUGUCAGGUUUUAUCUUCAGAAUGGUUCUUUACGUCUAAACCAGGCUAGGAGGAAUCUUCUUGAACGUAGUAAGUGGCAUGGAAGUCGUGUUUUGAGCAUUACUCCCCAAAUUCGAGAAUUUCAGGCUUUAUCAUCCAUCAAGGAUAUCCCCAUUCUUCCAAUUAUUCUAAAACCUGCAAAUGGUUCUAUUCAUCGUUGUGAAUCAAAGGAACCAGAUCUGAAUAGGCUACCUUUGCCUUUGCGGCAAAUGCUGAUGCUGUCCUUCAAUAAAAGUCAACUUCAAGCUAUCAGUGCUGCUAUUGGAUUUUCUAGUUCAAAAAGGGAUUUUGAAUUGUCUCUUAUUCAGGGUCCUCCAGGGACUGGGAAGACUCGAACUAUAGUGGCAAUUGUCAGUGGUCUACUUGCUUCUUCUCCACAGAAAGCAUCUGAUACAGAAAAGUCUUCAGGUGAUUAUUUGAAGGAAACUGAUAGUACUUAUGCUGAUUCCAGGCCAAGGAUAAGUCAGUCUGCAGCACUUGCAAGAGCAUGGCAGGAUGCAGCUUUGGCUAGACAAUUGCAUGAUGAUGUAGAAAGAACAAAAAAGUCAACAGAAAAGUUUGCUAGAGGAAGAGUCCUCAUUUGUGCUCAAUCAAAUGCUGCAGUUGAUGAGUUGGUGUCAAGGAUAUCUAGUGCAGGUCUUUAUGGUAGAGAUGGGAAGAUGUACAAACCAUAUCUUGUGAGGGUUGGAAAUGUGAAGACAGUGCAUCCGACUUCACUGCCUUUCUUCAUUGAUACACUUGUUGAUCAGCGUUUGGCAGAGGAGAAGAUGCGUAUAAGUGAUGCUAACAAUAAUGUUGGACUGGAGUCGUCUAUGUCACUGCGUUCUAAUUUAGAAAAGCUGGUUGACCGUAUUAGGUUAUAUGAAGCAAAGCGUGCUAACAUAAAGGACGGAAGUUCAGAAAAUUCUUCGCAAGAUGAAACUCAUAAAGAAGAUGAUGUAAAGGAAAUGUCUGAUGCAGAGUUUGAAUUGAAAUUGAGAAAAUUAUACGAACAGAAGAAACAAAUUUAUAAAGAUCUUAGUGUUGUUCAGGUGCAGGAGAGAAAAGCUAAUGAAGAAAUAAGAGCAUUAAAACAUAAAUUGCGGAAAUCCAUUUUAAAGGAGGCACAAAUAGUAGUAACUACAUUAAGUGGCUGUGGUGGAGACCUUUAUGGAGUUUGUUCUGAUUCCAUAACAAAUUAUAAAUUUGGCUGUCCAUCUGAAUAUACGCUUUUUGAUGCUGUUAUAAUUGAUGAAGCAGCUCAAGCCCUUGAACCUGCGACUUUAAUCCCUCUUCAGCUGUUAAAAUCAAAAGGGACAAAAUGCAUAAUGGUUGGAGAUCCCAAGCAGCUUCCUGCCACGGUCCUCUCUAAUCAUGCAAGCAAAUUUUUAUAUGAAUGUAGCAUGUUUGAACGCCUGCAAAGGGGUGGUUAUCCUGUUGUUAUGCUUACCCAGCAGUAUAGGAUGCAUCCGGAGAUAUGCCGGUUCCCUUCUUUGCAUUUCUAUGACAGCAAGUUGCUGAAUGGAGAGGGAAUGUCAAGCAAGUCAGCACCAUUCCAUGAGACUAGCUGUCUAGGGCCCUAUAUCUUCUAUGAUGUUGUAGAUGGACAGGAGCUACGUGGCAAACAUUCUGGUGCAUCGUCUCUCUGUAACGAGCAUGAAGCGGAAGCUGCAAUUCAAUUGCUCAGCUUUUUCAAGAAGAGGUACCCUUCUGAAUUUGUUGGUGGAAGAAUUGGUGUUAUAACUCCAUAUAAGUCUCAACUUUCUGUUUUGCGUUCCCGGUUCAUUAGUACAUUUGGAUCCUCUGUUAUAGGGGAUAUGGAAUUUAAUACUGUGGAUGGUUUUCAAGGCCGGGAAGUUGAUGUAUUAAUUUUGUCCACUGUUAGAGCUGCAGGCUCAUGCUCUGCUCCCCCUGGGGUCAACUCAAGUAAUAUUGGAUUUGUUGCUGAUGUAAGACGAAUGAAUGUGGCUUUGACAAGGGCAAAGCUUUCUCUUUGGAUUUUGGGUAAUGCACGGACCUUGCAAACAAACCAUAACUGGGCUGCUCUUGUGAAAGAUGCCAAAGAUAGAAAUUUGAUCAUAUCAGUCGAAAGGCCGUAUUCAUCCAUGUUUAAAGGGAAAAACCCUGCCUUGCAGAAUUUUGGAUAUCAUUCAAAGCAUUUUAAGUAUGUUGAAAAGGCUGAUAGCCAGCUUGCUAAACAUAAUAAGCGUAGAACAAAAGUAGCAGUGUUGAGUGAAACAGAAGAUAUUGACAGUGUGGCUCCGAGUAGUGGGAUGGUUGCAGGAGGUGAUAUGACUUUCUCAUCAAAAAGGGGAGAUGUUCAGAAUAAACAAAAAGCCAGAGAGGAAACAGCGCUCUUAAGGAAGAAAAAACUUUCAACCAGGGAUGCAUGUGGUGAGAAUACAACAUCCAACAAUGUAAAGUCAGAAGGCACCAGAGAAGACAUAGCUGAUAGUGAAACUAAAGACAAAAAUAAAGGCAACCAUUGUCAUGGAAAGAAAGGAAAUUUGGAACAUAGUAAUGGGAAAAAGAGAAAGAAGGUUUCGUGGAAUGAUAGCCCUACAAACUUGGAACUAGGUGGGGCAAAGGGAAGAGAGAGGUCGUUCAUGUGUGAUAGCAAUCAACGAGGUUCAGAAGUUUCAAAUACUUCAAGUGAAGGAAGGCACAGGGAUAAAGAGGUAAAAAGUGGUACUGCUUUUAGUCAAGUAGGAACUUCUGAAAAUUUAAUUUCAAAGAGGAAGAAACAACGUGAAGCAGUUGAUGCUAUUCUUUGUUCAUCUCUGAUUUCUUCCAAUAAGUCAGAAAAAUCUUCAAAACUUGUGCCUCCCAAAAGAUCUCUCUCACCAACUUCAGUGGUAACUGGCGAUAUCAAGCCAUCUAAGGCAAGAAAAGGUGCAGCACAAGACCAAUCCAUCAUCAGCACAGGAAGAAAUAAAUCUUAGCCAGGAAUGGGAGUGAAGGAUGAAUUUGGCUUUUCUUUAAAGAAAGAAGGAUGAAGUAUGGCCAAUAUCCUGGUUCAAAUUUUGAAUGAAGUUUUGUGAUCAUCUCAAUAACUUUUCAGGCUAUGAUCUGUAGCUUCCUGUGACAUCGAGAAUGAGGGAUUGCUGACUUCCUAAACUCCGGAAAGACAAGGAUACCUGGGGGAGAAAGGUGUAAGGUUGCGAUAAGUUUGGCCUUUUCAGGUGCAAGAUUUUGUACAGUAUGGAAUCAAUUUUUUGCGGUGCAGGUGCAAGGUUUUUUGGUGCAUUGCACAGGAAAAUCAAUGUUAAUCAUUUGUUUGUCAGUCUCCUGGAAAUGGUCUGUGGAUGUGGUGCUCUAUGUAAAUACUAUUCUCUAAGGUCGGGUAAAGUUUGGCCUUUUCAGGUGCAGGAUUUUGUACCGUAUGGAGUAAAUUCUUCAGGGGCAUUCCACAGGGAAAUCAAUGUUGGUCACCUGUUGGUCAGUCUCCUGGAAAUGGUCUGUGUAUAUAGUGCUUUAUAUAGAUACUAUUCUCUUAAGUCAAAGUUCUCUUGGGGAAUGCCUUCUCUAUUCAUAGUACGACUGCUUCAAGUUCCAGAAAGGUUCCCUCGGAUGGAUAGCAAAAGAUUAUGCAAGAAACCUGAAUUUUGAGAA
Molecule: messenger RNA, 6742 nt
Organism: Carica papaya (papaya)
Lineage: Eukaryota; Viridiplantae; Streptophyta; Magnoliopsida; Brassicales; Caricaceae
Source: RefSeq, a predicted model, not a curated record